Messenger RNA from Xyrichtys novacula (pearly razorfish), 16369 nucleotides. The record is from the annotation of a GenBank genome assembly. Lineage: Eukaryota; Metazoa; Chordata; Actinopteri; Labriformes; Labridae.
GCCCCCUCCGGAGUUGCUAGAAGCAACAGGAAGCGACAACCCCAAAACUAUUGUAGGCAGGCAGAAAGAGAAAAAAACAGAGGAGGCCAAAAUCAGACCGGAUAAAAUUCCUCCUCCUUUCAUCGGAUCCCAAACUAGUCUGAUAAAAACCUUCAGGCGGGAUCCCGACCUGCCCUCCCUGACCCGGUUCUGGGGAGAAAAGACGUGGCAGAUUCAUGAGCAUGUCCUCCUGAUAAAGCUACAGAAAGCCUCACCUCACCUGCUGCUCAGAGGACACAGACGAGGUAAGAAACGCCUGUAACGUGAGUUACAUGAAGCUGACUGUAAUUCAUGCGCGUUACACUAAAGCAGCUACAUGCAAUGUGGUGCCAGAUGUGGACAUAAAAAGUUAGCAGGCGGUGAUUCGCCCUAUCUUAUCUUGGCUCUACUUUUCCCCUCCGCGCUCCUUCGUGUUAGUAUUUGAAGUUAGAAAGUUGUUUUGCUGUUUUUGAGACGUUUUCAUUGACUAAGGAGAGCUAUGGAGGAGCACCACGUGUCACAAAGGGAGGGCUUGCCUUUCCGUCUGUCCUGGCCUGUUUCUCUGUCUGCCUCCGCCCACCGCCGCCACGAUGUCCGGUUACAUCUGCACUGAUGAAGAAAUGGAUCACAUAAGGGAAAGAAAUGUGACUUUAACCCUUUGAGUUAACUAGCAGUGACAGGGGAUCCACAAGUAGGUCAAAGUAAUGACCUCUUUGGGGUUGAGACAUGAGAAACAUCCAGGUGUUGAGCAACAAAAAGAAAAAAAUCUUUCCUACCCAUCUGGUUUGCUGUUGUGAGCAAACCUGAAACAACAAGGCAACAAUUUCACACCUAGUAGGCCUAAGACCAGAGGAAAGACCACAUCAAGUCUUACCAUUAAUUUUGAAACUGAUCUGUCUGUGGCAGAUUGGUUUUAUUAUAAACUCAGAAGUAUUUCAUGUCAGGAGAGUGGGCUGAGAUCUCCUUCCGGGAGUUACAUGUUGCCAAAUGAUCAUUAUAAGCAUCAUCUCUAUUAGGCUUAACAAGAUUUUAACUCAGGACUCAAUACCAUCCCUUUACACAGGCCUCUCUCUGCCUAUUUAGUGUUAUCUGUAAGUCUGUAAGAAACUUGGUGCAUUUUUGUGGUUGUUCUGCCUCCCACAGCCUGUUGACACACUGUUGGGCUUUCCAGUGGAAAGUUGCGCUCUUUUUUUUUCCCCCAAGCAACAUUACUCUAAAUUUGUUUGUUUUUAAAAAUCAGAUUAUGUUAAAAGCAUCAGGGAAACGUCCAUCAAAAUAACAAGAAUCAGUGAAGAAUUAUUGGUAAUCCUAAUUGUUAAUUUUUAGUUCUACUUUGCAGGAUAUACAUUAAGUUGCAGUCUUUUACUGCUAUGAUUUGUGAACUUUAUCAAAUCAAAUUUUCAUUGUAUUUAUAUAGCGCCAAUUCACAACAGUUGUCAUCCCAAGACGCUUUUCAAAGAACAAGAGCAGGUCUAGACUACGCUUAUUGUUGAAUGAAUUAUCAAGACCCAACCUAAGAUGGGAAUUGGCCCAUCUCAUCUAACAUGAGUGACAGUGUCAAGGAAAAACCUCCUUCUAACAGGCAGAAACCUUGAGUAGGACUAGACUCAUGUUAGACAGCCACCGAGCCGCUGCUGGGUUAGGGAGAAAUACAGAGAGAGGGCAGGGGGAGAGAAAGAGUAGCCUGGCUGGGCCAUCCUGUUGCAUGAAUCACUUGCCGUUCCUUCCCAAUGGCAAGUGAUUCACGCAACAGGAUGGCCCAACCAGGCUAGAGAAGGAGAACAAGCUAGAGGGAAGAAAAGGGAGAAAGAGUAAGGGAGAGGGAGGGAGAGAGAAUAGAGAAUGAGGGUGAGAGAGAGAGACAGGGGACAGCAGCAACAUUAAAACAACAGCAACAACAACAACAACAGCUCCUACAGAGUAGUGGUUGCAGAGCAGGUAAUGAUGAAACAAUAUGAAUUCAGUCUACAGGAUUAGGAUAUAAGUAAUUUUGGACUAUGAUGAAUUAAUAUAAUGUGAUUACAGUCAGCAGGUCUAAUAGUAGUUAACGCUAGUUUUAUGUUAUUAUACAUAUUUUAACAUAACACUGCAGCUACCAUGACAAUGGUAUCAAAAAAACUUCAGAUGCCUAAUGUAUCCCAAUUAAUUUAAAACCAUUCACUGUGUUAGAAUUAAUAUGUUAAUCAGAAAAGCACAAAUAUUGCAUUGAGGGAAACAUUUUUUAUGUCCAUGCAUGUUAUUUUAGAGAAAACACUAUACAUGUACACUAUACACUAUACAUGUAUGACUGUACAUAAUCUGAGACCACGCAUGGGAAAGAUUUUUAAAUAGAGUUAGAUUUGAGUUCAUGACUUAAAUGCAAGUUUUUUACAAAAAGACAAAUUUUUGUGUCUUCAGGUCAGAGUAUUUUUGAUGAUUAAAAUGAUUUUGAAAUAGUUAGGAUGCAUUAAACAAUCACCUGAAGUUUUUUUUAUUUAUAUGUUCUUGUGUUUUUUUUUUUUCUUGCACAUUUUCAGGAUCUCAGUUUUGUCUGCAGACACUGAUGCAACUUUCUUUGUGAAACAGGAACAAAUGUGUUGUGUCCGACAAGAAUUAUGCAACAUUAUUCUUCUUAUUUUCAAAAACUUUUGACCACUUCAACAUUAGCGGUUUUGGCUGUGAAGACUCAAACCCUGGAACACGCUCAAAUUUGUCAUCAAGCAGGUGAUAGAAAAUAACAUUUUAAAGCAUAUGCAAUAAAAUUCAGUUCUGAGUUAAUCAUCUUGCCCCUGUGAGGAAGGGCAUGGUCCUUUAAGUCCUGUCCUUGGAAUAAAGAAAACUAAUGUCCUGAAGUGUACUCUGAUCCUGUGAACCAUGCUGAAAACCCCUGAGGGCAGCAGAGACGAGAGGAAGCAUAUCUGACAUAAAGUGUGAGGUAUGAAAAUGAGAGGUUUUAAUGUUCAAUUGGGUAUAAGUACGGAUGAAGAUGAACAUGUGUGGGCAGGAGAUAAAAGAAAUUGAUUACAGGUUGACUGUAACAAAGAGUUAGCUGAUGCUCUGGUUGUGUGUCUGCUGCCUCGUACAUGACAGAAUGGAUGGAUGGAGCUGGUACAGAGGCCAGAGGAAAGCUGUCUGGGUUGUGCAGGUAUGGGGGUGCUUUGACCUGUGUGGCCAGAGUUGCUGCCAAAAGUCUUGUGUUACGUGUAUUUGCUUUGAAAUGGUGUCUCGUUCAUUGAGUCAUUUGAAUUCUCUCUUGAGGUCAGGUACUUUGUCCUGUUGUUUGUAGGUUAUAAAACAUUUUGGCAAAUAAGAACGACAAAUGAGGAAGACAUCUACUCUUCCAUUGGUAGGCGGAUAGAUGUCUGCAAGGCUGCUGAGGUAACGGCACCGUUGUUACAUUUUCUACAGAAAUAUUCACAAUCAAUGAUGAGUUUAAUUGUCAAAAGUAAGAAUAACGACAUUUCUGUCAGAAGUUUAAAACUCCUGAGAAGAACUUUAAGUUUGAGACAAUUUUGGCUUUCCCUGUGGAAAAGAGGUUACCCUUGUGUUUGCUGUGGGUUUCGUUUUGUCCUUGUGAAAGUGGCGUUCAUUGAAAAAACAGAACACAACCUCUAACAUCCGUUUCAGACAUGUAAAAUUAGGAUAUGAAACUUGUCAAUCUUGUAGCUGAUGGUCUUAUUUGCUUUCGAGUAUCAUAGAGAAACAUCAAUAUCAGUUUCAGUUUGUUUUACAAACAUGAAAAAACUUCUCACAAGAGCUUUAAAUGCAGACUGUAGAAAGAGGAGAUGCAAGACCCCCCUUACCUCUGAAACAUGACGGGGCAUUUAAAAGUCAAAGAGUAAGAAUUUAGACCAUAAUAGAGCUCAAGAAGGGCUAUUAUUAGACUAAAAAUCCACCCAAAAUGCAAGAAAAAAUCCUUUCUGUGUUUACUGAGUUUCAAGAUGUCCACCUGCCUCAUAGAGUGUAGCUGUACCUGUGAGCUUUGAAAGUUGAGCACCCCAUGAUAACCGACCACUUUUCUUUGACCUUAAUUAACACGUCAUUGAUAUAGCAUUAAAGGUGGUUCAGACAAUAGAUACAAUCAUAACACUAGAUGCCUCAUGACCCUACCCAGAAUGUGCCAAGACCACCACCAUCUUGGAGUGGUACUUGUCAACGGUUUUGUAGUCAGUUGAAAUGUUGGAAGCCUGCGGUUUACCUGACAACAGCAUUUGUUUAAAUUCAACACCAUGCUUGACAGCAGACACCGGUACCGCUCCAAGAUGUUGCGGUCUUCACGUAUGCACUGCCGUUGUCAUAUAUGGGUCCUCCUGAGGCAUCUAGUGUUAUGAUAGGAAUAGGAAUUACUUCAUCGAUCCCAAAGGAAAAUUCAAUUGUCUGUCGUCUCAUUUGUCAUGUCUCAAAAGUCAUCUACGAUUCAUAAAAGAGCGGUUAAGUCUGAUGGCUGUUGGUACAAAAGAUCUGAAUCUUUCUGUCCUGCAGCGAAGAGAGAGGAGACGUCCACCACCAUUGGCCCUUUGGUCCAUCAAGGUGUUACGAAGUGGGUGAUCCAUGUUCUUUAGAAUAGUCUCCACCUUCCUUAAUGUACAUCUCUCCACCACAUCCUCCAACUUGAUUCCAACCACAAAGCCAGCUUUUUUCACCAGUUUGUUCAGACGUCUUGCAUCUUUGUGUUUGAUACUUCCUCCCCAGCACACUGCAACAGAACACGUGCCACCACAGACUGAUAAAACAUCUACAGCAUCUUACAACAGAUAUCUAUUGGGUAUUAGAUAUUUAGGGCCCGAGCGUAGCUGCUAAGCAGCUGCGAGAGCCCUAUUAUUCCUGAUGGAUUCUUCUUUAGGGCCCGAGCGUAGCUGCUAAGCAGCUGCGAGAGCCCUCUUGUUCCUGAUGGAUUCUUCUUUUGUUAUUAUUAUUAUUUUUCCUCCGCUUUAAACUGGAAAAUGGCCCACUUCCCACUGGCGAAAACUCAUGAAAUUUGGCAGGACGACCGGGCCUGGUGAAAAAUUCGAUAUUCUGAAGUCGCCCAAACAAGAAAAUGCAAAAUGGCUCCAUAGCGCCCCCUAAGGUGAAAAUUCACACUAUUGACUGUCACGCCUGUACGCUUUGUCAUAUUGACACAAAAAUUGACACACACAUGUAUCUCAAUAAGAUCUACAAAAAAGUCAGUGCGGGCGUAUCUGUCAAAUGUACGGUUAAAGGGUUAUUUUGCAAUUUUUGCAGAUCCGCACACAUUGGAAUUUCGCUAACUCCUCCGAAGGCUUUCGUUCCACCGGCACCACAUUUGCUCAGGCCAAUCUACACUCCAUGGCCAUUCAAAGUUGUACAAAUCAUAAUGCUGCACCCCAUGGUUUAGGUUCUAGGGGGCGCCAAAAAUAACCCAAAAAUCCACAUUCUUAAAAGUUUUAUAAAUUUUUUUUUUUGUCCUCACUGGCCUCCAAGUUUUCUAGGAUGAUGCAAUGUCCAGCCAUCAACACAUUUGUGAAGGAAUUUUUACUCCCCAAAAGAGCGCCCCCCCAUGGCAGGAAUAAAAAGUCAAUUUUUUCUUGUCCCCUAAGGUGAAAAUACACAUUGUUGAGUGUCACGCCUGUACGCUUUGUCGUAUUGACAAAAAAUUUGACACACACGUGUAUCUCAAUAAGAUCUACGAAAAAGUCAAUGGGCGCGUAUCUGUAAAAUGUACGGCUAAAGGGCUAUUUUGCAUUUUUUGCCGAUUCGCACACAUUGGAAUGUGGCUAACUCCUCCUAAGGCUUUCGUCCCACUGACACCAAAUUUGCUCAGGCCAAUCUACACCCCAUGGCCAUUCAAAGUUGUAAAAAUCAUGCCGCUGCACCCCAUGGUUUACGUUCUAGGGGGCGCCAAAGAUGACCCAAAUAUCCACAUUCUUAAAAGUCGUUUUGGCCACUGCAGGAGUACAGAGUACUGCAGGAUACACACACACAGACACACACACACACAGACACACACACACACACACACACACACACACACUCAGAGUCUGUUUUUUAGCACCUGCAAAAACAUGCUAUUUACAUAUUUGACAACAAUGCAGAGGCUUCCUUUUGCCCCUGAAAAAAAUCAAAUUUCUAACACAACUUGACUGCUCAUUUCUCCAAAAGACAACCAUGAAGCUCCAUCCAAACCUGAAGCAGGCAGUUGGUGCAUGUGUACAGUAACCUGAGGGGAGUGAGGUGACUGCUUCUGAGGAGAACAUGAGCAGUGAAGAUUCACCUUGGAGCGAGAACAGGGACGUGCACAUGAUUAUACGGGGGCAGGGGCUCAAGUUUUUUCCAGUCGUUUAUACAAUAUGGAAAUUAAUGUGAAAUUAAAAAACAAAGUAUUAAUAGAAAGGUAAUGACUGUCCUGUGUAGGUGACAGUGAUAUCCAAUAGGCUAGGCACUCACAAGGCUGGCUGUGGCAAGUGUAAGUGAAAGCAACACGCACUGGCAGGAAGAACAGCAAACGCCGAUGAAGGAAAAGGGUCUUUGCAGUGAUGGGCGUUACCAGAGAGGACGAUGGCCAGAGGACGCGAAUGGGACGGGGAGGCAGCGCGUUGGGGGGGGCGACACAGCUCGGGCCCGCCAGUGCCCCAACGGGGCCCUAGUUCUUCUUCUUCUUCUUAUUAUUUUUCUGCCCCUUUGAACUGGAAAAUGGCCCACUUCCCACUGGUGAAAAGUCAUGAAAUUUGGCAGGACGACCGGGCCUGGUGAAAAAUUCGAUAUUCUGAAGUCGCCCAAAAAAUCAAAUGCAAAAUGGCUCCAUAGCGCCCCCUAAGGUGAAAAAUUCACAUGAUUGAGUGUCACGCCUGUACGCUUUGUCAAAAUGACACAAAAUUUGACACACACGUGUAUCUCAAUAAGAUCUACAAAAAAGUCAGUGCGGGCGUAUCUGUCAAAUGUACGGUUAAAGGGCUAUUUCGCAUUUUUUGCCGAUCCGCACACAUUGGAAUUUCGCUAACUCCUCCGAAGGCUUUCGUUCCACCGGCACCAAAUUUGCUCAGGCCAAUCUACACCCCAUGGCCAUUAAAAGUUGUACAAAUCAUGACGCUGCAUCCCACGGUUUACGUUCUAGGGGGCGCCAAAGAUAACCCAGAAAUCCACAUUCUUAAAAGUCGUAUAACUUUUUAUUUUUGUCCUCACUGGCCUCCAAGUUUUCUAGGAUGAUGCAAUGUCCAGCCAUCAACACAUUUGUGAAGGAAUUUUUACUCCCCAAAAGAGCGCCCCCCCAUGGCAGGAGAAAAAAGUCCAUUUUUUCUUGUCUCCUAAGGCGAAAAUUCACACUAUUGACUGUCACGCCUUUACGCUUUGUCAUAUUGACACAAAAAUUGACACACACAUGUAUCUCAAUAAGAUCUACAAAAAAGUCAGUGCGGGCGUAUCUGUCAAAUGUACGGUGAAAGGGCUAUUUCGCAUUUUUUGCCGAUCCGCACACAUUGGAAUUUCGCUAACUCCUCCGAAGGCUUUCGUUCCAAAGGCACCACAUUUGCUGAGGCCAAUCUACACCCCAUGGCCAUUAAAAGUUGUACAAAUCAUGACGCUGCACCCCACGGUUUACGUUCUAGGGGGCGCCAAAGAUAACCCAAAAAUCCACAUUCUUAAAAGUCUUAUAACUUUUUAUUUUUGUCCUCACUGGCCUCCAAGUUCUCUAGGAUGAUGCAAUGUCCAGCCAUCAACACAUUUGUGAAGGAAUUUUUACUCCCCAAAAGAGCGCCCCCCCCAUGGCAGGAGAAAAAAGUCCAUUUUUUCUUGUCUCCUAAGGCGAAAAUACACAUUGUUGACUGUCACGCCUUUACGCUUUGUCAAAAUGACACAAAAUUUGACACACACAUGUAUCUCAAUAAGAUCUACAAAAAAGUCAGUGCGGGCGUAUCUGUCAAAUGUACGGUUAAAGGGUUAUUUCGCAUUUUUUGCCGAUCCGCACACAUUGGAAUUUCGCUAACUCCUCCUAAAUCUUUUGUCCCAUCGGCUUCAAAUUUGCUCAGGUCAAUCUACACCCCAUGGCCAUUCAAAGUUGUACAAAUCAUGACGCUGCACCCCACAGUUUACGUUCUAGGGGGCGCCAAAGAUAACCCAAAAAUCCACAUUUUUAAAAGUCUUAUAACUUUUUAUUUUUGUCCUCACUGGCCUCCAAGUUUUCUAGGAUGAUGCAAUGUCCAGCCAUCAACACAUUUGUGAAGGAAUUUUUACUCCCCAAAAGAGCGCCCCCCAUGGCAGGAGAAAAAAGUCCAUUUUUUCUUGUCUCCUAAGGCGAAAAUUCACACUAUUGACUGUCACGCCUUUACGCUUUGUCAUAUUGACACAAAAAUUGACACACACAUGUAUCUCAAUAAGAUCUACAAAAAAGUCAGUGCGGGCGUAUCUGUCAAAUGUACGGUGAAAGGGCUAUUUCGCAUUUUUUGCCGAUCCGCACACAUUGGAAUUUCGCUAACUCCUCCGAAGGCUUUCGUUCCAAAGGCACCACAUUUGCUGAGGCCAAUCUACACCCCAUGGCCAUUAAAAGUUGUACAAAUCAUGACGCUGCACCCCACGGUUUACGUUCUAGGGGGCGCCAAAGAUAACCCAAAAAUCCACAUUCUUAAAAGUCUUAUAACUUUUUAUUUUUGUCCUCACUGGCCUCCAAGUUCUCUAGGAUGAUGCAAUGUCCAGCCAUCAACACAUUUGUGAAGGAAUUUUUACUCCCCAAAAGAGCGCCCCCCAUGGCAGGAGAAAAAAGUCCAUUUUUUCUUGUCUCCUAAGGCGAAAAUACACAUUGUUGACUGUCACGCCUUUACGCUUUGUCAAAAUGACACAAAAUUUGACACACACAUGUAUCUCAAUAAGAUCUACAAAAAAGUCAGUGCGGGCGUAUCUGUCAAAUGUACGGUUAAAGGGUUAUUUCGCAUUUUUUGCCGAUCCGCACACAUUGGAAUUUCGCUAACUCCUCCUAAAUCUUUUGUCCCAUCGGCUUCAAAUUUGCUCAGGUCAAUCUACACCCCAUGGCCAUUCAAAGUUGUACAAAUCAUGACGCUGCACCCCACAGUUUACGUUCUAGGGGGCGCCAAAGAUAACCCAAAAAUCCACAUUUUUAAAAGUCUUAUAACUUUUUAUUUUUGUCCUCACUGGCCUCCAAGUUUUCUAGGAUGAUGCAAUGUCCAGCCAUCAACACAUUUGUGAAGGAAUUUUUUCUCCCCAAAAGAGCGCCCCCCCAUGGCAGGAGAAAAAGUCAAGUUUUUCCUGCCCAUCGCUCAAUGGCUCAAACGCAUCGCUCUCUCUGCAAAACCGAAAGGAGGAGCAACUUGCCAUUUGGAUAUAUACUAGCUGUGUUUGUGCCCUCACUCAUGGUCCAGACUUUUUUCAAAUAGGACAUGUAGUUUGUCUGCAGCGAGCGUUUUGGUAGAAACUGCGCCUCCCAUUCAUUAUAAUGGGAAAUGACCACAGACAAGUGCGCACACCAUCUUUGGACCUUGAGUGUGACGCGAUCGGGAGGGGGAGGCGGUCACGCUGGGGGCGGCGCGACGCGGCUCGGGCCCGACAGUGCCCCACCGGGGCCCUAGUAUCUAUUAGAUGUCUAUCUAUGGUUUAGACAUCCUGUUUAUGCAGUCUGUUUAUUGUUUGGGCAUGUACCUCACUGAGAUAGAAAUCCCCUUACAGAUAUUUCAUCCUUUAAAUAGAUUUUUGUUAAACGCCUGUAAAGUCUUAUCUAAAUAAAAUGGUUAACUGCCCUCUCAGUACAUCCUUUCUUAUAUAGAGAGCACACUCCUUGAGGCUGAAACAAUAUUCUUUUUUUUUAUUGUUACUGUAUUGAGGAUUUUUCAGAGGGAUUUUAUGAUCACAACAAACAUUUAACAAGUAUUAAAAACAUCUACUUAAGAAUAACUAGCUAUACGAAGAACCCACACAACAAAUAAGUAAACAUGAAACAGAAAAAUCACUAUAAAAAGAGGAUUAACCAAAUAAGAACUAUAAUAAAUCAAAUGAAAAGGGGAAAAGAAGUGGUCUGAAGGGGGUAUAUAUAUCAGCCUUCAUUGUCUUAACAGUUAUUUUUUUAAUUUUAUACUUUGAGCUCACUCUGCUGUUUAGCCUGUGUGGCAGGUUUUUGAUGCAUAGAGGCCAUGUUAUAUUAUUAAUAACAGCAGUACUUAAAUUCUGCAUAAUGGUUUGUUUUGGAAACAGACAGCUAUAAAAUGGAAUUACCAAAGUAGAGAAACAGCUGGAAUAGCUUGUCUUUGUGAAACAUGAAUUACGUGACAUUCUCCUACUUGUAAGGAGAUAUGGGUCAGUGGCUCACUGAUUUAUAGAUCACCACCACGCUGAUGUAAGUGUCCACUAAAUGAACUCUACUUCACACUCCAGCACUCCUCCUUUACUCACCUUCUCCCCUGAGUAUGCAGUUGAAAACUAUCAAGAGAGAAUUUUUUGCUGACAGCCCUACCCAAAAGUUAGGGCCAGAUCUGGAUGUGAUAUUAGAAUUCAACAUAUUUUAAGUAAUUUACAGAGCUCAAGAGAAUGUCACAGAGUUGACUAUAAUGUAAGAACCCAUGACCACAUUCAUAUUAAACCAUAAGAGCUGUUGUGGAGAAGGAGAGUCAAACUGUUAAUUUGAGUGAAAGGGCUUGUAAUUUAAGUUUCUGAUGUUUGGUCUACUCAUGUGAUGCAGAUGUACAAAUUUGCAGGAUUUCCUCUCAGAUGUAUAAAAAAAAUUAACAGUCCUUUAAUGUUACUACAUGAGAAAUUUGGUGAAGACUUUCUCCUUUGGUGUACAGCCUUGAAAAAAGGUUAAUAUUCAAGUGUUUUCUUCUAAUACCUCAACAUCUUUUUCAUAAACUGCCAUGGAGUUUUGUAUCCCUUUGGUCAACCUCUGACUUGCCAUCUCCUUAAAUCUAUGCUAGCUCACAAAAUGCCCUUUUUAUUUUUACAUAAACUAAAGUAAAAAAAAACUUUUCUUACUUGCCUACAAGAAUAUUCUUACCAUUAAACUCAAAUUCAACCAAUUUCACAACUUGUACUUUCUCUUUGUCUCUCAGUCUGUUGAAUCUCAGCCAUGGCCCAUGCCACCAGUCUUCAGUAUGAGCCCGUGGCAGAGAUAGGAGGAGGCGCUUAUGGAACGGUUUAUAAAGCCCGAGACAUCGAGAGCGGACAGUUUGUAGCUCUGAAGAGUGUUCGUGUCCAGACAGAUCAGAACGGCCUCCCUCUCUCUACGGUCAGGGAAGUGGCACUGCUGAGGAGACUGGAGCAGUUUGACCAUCCUAAUGUGGUCAGGUAAGACAGAUCAGUGAACUGUCUUUUUUUUUUUUAACUUAAGUUGUUUUUGUUUCACUGUGAACACUUCUCACAGAAUCCACUUUUCAUUGUACAUGACAGGUUAAUGGACGUAUGUGCCACCCAGAGGUCGGACCAGGAGACUAAAGUCACUCUGGUGUUUGAACAUGUGGACCAAGACCUCAAGACAUACCUAGAAAGAGCCCCCACUGCAGGGUUAUCCCCUGGACACAUAAAAGUGAGAACCAGCUAAAAUACUAUAUGAACUUCAGGCAUAUUUAUCUCUCUCUUCUUACUUCUGUUUUGGAGCAUGUGUUUUUGAAAUAUUCCGUUUUUGUGUGUCCUUUCAGGACCUGAUGAGGCAGUUGCUUUGUGGUCUCGCAUUCCUUCACUCUAACCGUGUGAUCCACCGAGACUUGAAACCAGAGAAUAUUCUGGUGACAAGCAAAGGCCAAGUGAAGCUGGCAGACUUUGGACUGGCCAGAAUCUACAGCUGCCACAUGGCGCUUACUCCUGUGGUAAGAAUUUACCUCAUUGUGCAUAGGCCUGUCUCAGUAUACCAGUGUGGACAAUGACAUGUUGAUAUUGUGCUGAAAAUAAGCAAUGAGCAUAUUGUAAUACGCUGAGGUUUUUACUGGUGUGUUGUCCUCUAUGCUGGUUGCAACAUUUCAUAAAACAGAGAGAGGAAAAAAAGAAGCUGGUUUUAGCAAGCAUGCAUGUAGCAGCCCUUUGAGAAAAGAUUAGACACUUAUAAAACAGAAAAAUAUUUAUUCAUAUAUUUACUGUUAAUCCAAAACCGAUGUUAGAGCUUUUGUCUCUGUCUAAUCAAGGGAAGGAUUAAGUUGCUCUGCCCUUGCCUUUCCUCAGUUUGACUGAUUGUGUUGCCAUAAUUUUGUUAUCUUGAUAUGUUAUGUCCAUGUUAUCAGGCAUCAUUCAGUAGAAAUGUUGCUAAAUUAUAUGAAUUUUUCUGCCAAGAAGUUAAAAAAUACAAGGACCACACCUCCUUUGUUAUUUUCCUGUAUAUGAUCAGUUAAUACCAUAGACUGUAUAAAGAAUGGACACUGUCUGCUUCCUCACUGGGUGAAGCCACUCCGAGAACAGCACCCUCUGUUGACGGGCUGCAGUAUAUACCGAGAGCUUUUUGGCUUCAAAUCCGUGUACAGGUGGUAGGCGGAACCAAGUCAUCCAUAGUAUAUACAGUCUAUGGUUAAUACAGGAUCAUAUUUAUAUUUGAUGCUCUCCUGUCCAGUAUCUCUUUUGAUAAGUUACAGAUUUUUAGGCACAUUUACACGUUUAUAUUGCUUUGACUUCCUCCAAUCAUGGAUGAAUGGACUCCAUGUUUACAUUUCUUAGGUGGUCACAUUGUGGUAUCGCCCCCCCGAGGUUCUGCUGCAGUCGAGUUAUGCCACUCCUGUGGAUAUGUGGAGCACCGGCUGUAUAUUUGCCGAAAUGUUCAGACGCAAGUAAGUCAGCAGAAAAAUAAGCACACAAACCCAGAUAAUCUUUGUUUUUAUUCCUUUUUCAAAUGUCUGUUAGGAAUUUCUGGGUCAUAUUUAACACAGUUUUAUGUUUGUGCUAGUGAUUGAACUUAGGUUUAGUGUUUUUAAUAUGAAAUGAUUUUUAAUUAAGCUGCCUUGUGUGUUGGAUCUUUUUAUCAUUUAGAAAUAGUGGAUUUUUUUCUCUUGCUUGAACAUAAUAAAGAGAGUUUGGAGUAAGACGGCCAAGGCCAAUGUUUAGCCUCUUGAUAGCUGUUGGUUUUGGUUACUAAGAAAUUUGAAUAUGGUCAGUGAAAGAUUGUUUCCUUGGUAAUUAUAUGUAUAAAAAAAAAGCCUUAUCCUCCUCUGUUGGUGUAAAAUCAGCAGUUACAUCUUAAAUUAAACACGAUCAGAUCUCUCUUAAAUCUAAACCGCAAUAAAUUCAGCAUAUUCCCUCAGUGUAACAAUAAAAGGUUCAUUAUUCUCAAGUGGAAAGCGAACAGUCUGCAGAUGUAGAGCCAAAUAUUGUUCACAUUAGUGUGUCUACUAAUAGUCUCUGCUAGCGAGAAUCAUAAAAUGUGAAUUUAAGACACCUUAUUCUGCUUGGACUGUUUUUUGAUUGAGCUGCCAGAUUGUAGUAAAGUCAAGCACCAUUACAGCUACAUACACACAGCAGCAUCUUCUAGUGGUAAAAAUGACUCAUUGCACGGACACAGUGGUGAGUUUCAUACUUCAGAGUGACUGUUUUGCUCAUUGUUAGAAGAGUUUGUUGUGAUGCUACACUGAAAUGUUAUGGUGAAGGAUUGAAAGCAGUGAAUCAUGAAUAAUUCACUGGUUGAUCUUUUAUAAGAAAGCUUGUAAAAACAGUAUAGUUAUUAACUAGACCUUUAUGACAAACUGCUGUCUGCUCAGGAGGUGGAUCAAGCUCCUGUUUGUUCUCCUGCUUCAGCAACAAGCUAAUAAAACAUGAUCUGUUUCAGUGUAUUAACUUUGACUCAAACCUUCUCUCUGGUAGACCUUUGUUCCGUGGAGAAUCAGAAGUGGACCAACUUGGGAAAAUUUUUGAGUGAGUAACAACCUUUAUCACCUUUAUCACCAGAUUCUGCUGAUUCACAUGAAAACUAUUUUGUUGAAAUGUUCCUUUAGAGUUAUCGGCUUGGCUCCAGAGGAGGAAUGGCCGACUGAUGUUACUCUCUCCAGAAAAAACUUCCCCCCUGUCUUACCUCAGCCGAUCACUGACUUUGUUCCAGAGAUAAAUGAGCAGGGGGCGAAGUUAUUGCAGGUAGGACUUUACUGAGAGUUCAGAAGAAAAGGUGGGAUCCAGCUCACCACAGUAUGAUUCAUUUUCAGUUGUUUAUAUUGUUGAAAUCAUGUUUUUCAACAGAUAUUUUCCCCAGACUUAAGAACUAUUCUUUACACUCAUAGUCUGCUGAUGGUCAACAAAAACCACAAAAAUGUCACUGUGCGUCAGUGUGAGACAUAAUCAUGACUGGUGUUGCUAAUACAGUUAUUUAAACAAGAAAACACUGUUAAAAAAAUGGUCAAAAUUAGUUAAUGGGACUAAAAAGACAUUGUACAUGCCUUAAAAUAGAUGAAAUGAAUUGAUUAGUUUGUUGCCCUGUCCUCCUUCCGUAGCUAUAUUAUGAAGUGUGAGAUAGAACAUGAAAAUAGAAUGUGCUGAAAUAAUCAAAUUAAAACUCUUGCAAGGAUUUUGAUUUGUUAUGAAAAGACUGAAAUUAAUCCAUAGGAACCUCAAAAGAAAACAAGACCAUCAGUGAUGGGAUCUGCUCUACUUCUAAUGCCAGACACUGCUGCAGAGCAGGUGUCUGGUGAAGUGAUUGACAGCACAGUGAAAAGACAGUCUUACUUUUUCAACAAUUCACACUGCAAACAUUCACAACAAAUGAAACAUUUGACUGUUAACAGACAAGGUAAGAUUUUCUUAAAUCCAAAACCAUACAUCAGCGAGAGCUUCAAGAACUGUUUUGUCAUUAAAGUGGCCAAACUAUCUCAGUGCAUGUCUGAAAUUUGUUCAAGUCAGGACACAUCCAGCAUUUGCAAACAUACAACAAAAAAUAAUAUCACGGUGAAAGAUCCAUAAAUCUUGUGAUAUGCCUGUAAUGGAAUUAAAUAAAUGUGCUCCAUUAUUUUUAAUUAAUCAUUCCUGAUUAAUUAAAUGCUCUGCAGCUUCCACUCGUCUUGUAUCUUAUGUGGCCAAUGUCACCACAAUGGGCUUUUGUUUCCGGCUUGAGUUUAACAUAUAAGAUUAUAGUGUGUCUGACAUCACCUUAAGGCUAAAACAUACAGGAUGUGUAUUUGGAGCGUGGCAGCAGUGGCGCGUAUGACGCAGCAAAUAGGUUGCCAUUCUAAUCAAUGCAGCAAAGCGUACAGGACGCGUAUCAGCAGCACUGCUAAAGAUACGCAACAAGUCUGUUUUUGCUGCUCUAUGCUUCCAAUGCGUAUCAAUCAUAGACUGUAUAUACUAUGGACAACUUGGUUCCGCCUACCGCCUGUAUACGGAUUUGAAGCCAAAAAGCCCUCGAUAUUUCCAGGAUUUUUCUUCAUUUCCUGAAACCAGCGCUGCCCAGUAGCGAUGCGCACAUUCGGUCGUGCAGUCGCCGAGAGUCGCUGUGAUGAUUUCAGGCUUUAUGUCUGCUAAGACUUAUUUGACGCUAAGCUAAGCUAGGCUAACAUUUUGCUCAAUACUGUUCCAUAUCUACUGCACAGACAACCUCUUGUUUUAACUGUCAUUAUUUCUUAAAUUAACCUUUCACACUGAACAAUAAUGUUUUUUUCUCCAUAGGAAAUGCUGACCUUUGACCCCUUUAAAAGAAUAUCUGCCCUGAAUGCCCUAGAACACCCAUAUUUCAAGGAGGAGGAGAAAUUGACUCAAACAAAAAGCUGAAAAGGUGCAGUGAAACAUUCAACAAGAGGUAACAAUGCCAGAGUUUGGACCGGGCCUAACCAUAAAGGAUUUAAGUUUCAUUCAACGCCUUUCAAGACAACAGGGUUGAGCUUUGGGAUAUUUUUGUCACCCCUGCAUUAAAAAAAAUGGAUUUAAGCCCGAGAAAUGGAAUUAAAAAAAAAAAAUGAAGUGGAUGGAACUUAAGGAUCACCAACAUGCUUCCCAACGUGUAAAAAGUCCAGAUUAAUGGUGUUAACAUGUCACGUCUCUGAGGACAGUACCAGUGUUUUUGAUGAUGGGUUUCUGCUGGAGUCUUGUCAGCAGGGACUGAUGCACAGAAAAGCCUGUCAUCUCCUCUGAAAUGUUGUUCUUGUUGUUUUUGUAGAGAGUUCAGACGGAAGCAGAGAUGUCAUCUUUCCUUUUGAGAGGCUGAAAAAAGUCAGACAGAUGACACCUCGGGGUUAGGAGAACCAGCUGUUAGAGAUCAUGCUGUAUUUGUGUUCAACAUCACAAGCCUUUGAUGGGGAAAUUAGCUGUACCACAAUCAUCUGAGAACAAUAGUCUGGAUAGUAAAGAGAAAAAUGCACUAGUAGACUUGUUUGUCAAAAAUACUGCCAUUGCCCUUUUGUCUCAUUAAGUGUUAGAAAUUUUGUCCUCUUGGGGACAAAAGAUUUUGCGUUUAACAUUUUUGCUUGGAUCACCUCUAAUCAACCAGCACUGCAACAACAAGUGAAUAAAACCAAUUUUAAUCACA